CUAUCUGCUGACCAACUUCCAUGGAAUGGACCUCACCCGUGACAAGAUAUGUUCCAUGGUCAAAAAAUGGCAGACAAUGAUUGAAGCCCAUCUUGAUGUCAAAACUACCGAUGGAUAUCUACUGUGCCUCUUUUGCAUGGGUUUUACCAAGAAGCGCAAUAACCAGAUUUGCAAGACCUCAUAUGCCCAGCACCAGCAGGUCCGCCAAAUUCGCAAGAAAAUGGUGGAAAUCAUGACACGGGAGGUGCAAACUAAUGAUCUGAAAGAAGUUGUCAAUAAGCUGAUCCCAGACAGCACUGGCAAAGACAUAGAAAAAGUUUGUCAAUCCAUCUACCCUCUUCAUGAUGUGUAUGUCAGCAAAGUGACGAUGCUUAAGAAGCCCAAGUUUGAACUGGGCGAGCUGAUGGAACUGCACGGUGAAGGUGGUGGCACUGGAAAACCUUCUGGGGAUGAGACAGGUGCUAAAGUAGAGCGAGCCAAUGGAUAUGAGCCCCCUGUGCAAGAGUCUGUCUAGAAUCAAAAAUGGAUGCAAAAA
This is a messenger RNA of Dermochelys coriacea (leatherback sea turtle), 535 nucleotides long. Its product is annotated as 40S ribosomal protein S3a-A-like. The transcript has a single exon. The coding region runs from base 26 to 514 and encodes 162 amino acids. The record is from RefSeq and is a predicted model, not a curated record. Lineage: Eukaryota; Metazoa; Chordata; Testudines; Dermochelyidae. Gene Ontology annotation, biological process: translation. Gene Ontology annotation, cellular component: ribosome; cytosol. Gene Ontology annotation, molecular function: structural constituent of ribosome.